UCGUUCGCUCUCUACACGCUAGCUACCAGCUGGCACGUGUUUGCGCCAUAGCCAAUCUAUUCAGUUCAUUGAGUGCAGGCACUCGCCACUCUCAUCGGAUUCACACACAUAAUACAUACAUACAUACACAUGGCAAUUCUCGACGUCGACCUGGCCACUCCUCCCUGUCAUGCUCAUGCUCGUCAGCAGCAGGCACACGCAGACGAGCAGCAGGACGCCGGAGAGGAGGAGGACGAGCAGCUGCUGCUCCUCAAGGGCGUGCGACACCUGUGCGAGCGCGGCACCAUUACGAAGCUCCCCGCUCGCUACGUCCUGCCGCCCUCCGACCGUCCAUCACCCGGCGACGACGAGCAGCCACCACGCAGCAGCUGCGUGUCGUUCCCCGUCAUCGACCUGGCCCGGCUGCGCGUGCCGGCGGAGCGCGCCGCCGCCCUGGCCGAGCUGGACGCGGCCUGCAGGGACUACGGCAUCUUCCAGGUGGUUGGCCACGGCGUCGACGGCGGCGGCGGCGGCGCGAUGCUGGACGUGGCGCGCCGCUUCUUCGACCUGCCCUUCGAGGAGCGCGCGCGCUACAUGUCCGCCGACAUCCGUGCCCCCGUGCGCUACGGCACCAGCUUCAACCAGCUCAACGACGGCGUCCUCUGCUGGCGAGACUUCCUCAAGCUCGUCUGCUCCGACGACCUCGCCGGCGUCGUCCCGUCGUGGCCAGACGCGCCCACUGAUCUCAGGAAGGUGGUGUCGGCGUACGCGCGGUCGAGCCGGCGGCUGUUCAAGGAGCUCAUGGAGGCGUCGCUGGAGGCGCUAGGGAUCCGGUCCGGCGCCGCCGCCGAGAUGCUGGCGGACUGCGACGCCGGGUCGCAGAUGCUCAUGGUCAACUGCUUCCCGGCGUGCCCGGAGCCGGACCUCACGCUGGGGAUGCCGCCGCACUCGGACUACGGCUUCCUCACCGUGCUCCUGCAGGACCAGGUGAAUGGCCUCGAGGUCAGGCACGCCGACAGGUGGGUCCUCGUCGACCCUCUCCCCGGCUCAGUCGUCGUCAACAUCGGAGACCACUUCGAGAUGUACAGCAACGGGCGGUACAAGAGCGUGCUGCACCGGGUCCGCGUGAACUCGUCUCGGCCGCGCAUCUCGGUGGCGUCGCUGCACGGCCUGCCGCCGGAGAGGGUGAUCGGGCCGGCGCCGGAGCUGGUGGACGACGACAAGAACCCGAGGAUGUACAUGGACACGGACUUCGCCACCUUCCUCGAAUACCUCACCUCGGCCGAGGGCAAGCACAAGUCCUUCCUCCACACCAGGAGACUCAUCACCAGCUGAUGUUGAUACCAGCUGGACGCAUUCUUCUUGCCAGACGCCAGCUGUCGGCAUCAGGAAGAGAAAAGUCAACACGCAUGUGAACACGUAUGUGCCUGUGGUUGCGGGCCAACAGGUUGACCGGUCAAACCCGUCGCGCGCCGUUUAGCGUCCCGGACUGCGAGACUGGUCGUGCUCCUCUCCCUCCCAUCAGGAUUGCUGCUUUUUUGUGUACCCUACCUACUAGCCAGUUAAAUAAAUAAAGAAACAUGUAAAUCAGGAAGCCGCAUUGACCAAAUUUAAAGCUACGAAGCCUCGUCAUCUGGAACUAGAGAGUGUUGGAUCAGCAGCUAAAAAGCCCGUGCAAGGUCAACCAAAUUGUUACUGUAUAGUGGAGUAUUACGAGUGGUAUCUACAAGGUCUUGGUGAGAGUUUUAUUCGCAUUUAAUAAAUUACCACGAAGAUAUUUUUGAUAA
This is a messenger RNA of Sorghum bicolor (sorghum), 1766 nucleotides long. RefSeq names its product protein DMR6-LIKE OXYGENASE 1. The transcript has 3 exons. The record is from RefSeq and is a predicted model, not a curated record. The coding region runs from base 130 to 1314 and encodes 394 amino acids. Lineage: Eukaryota; Viridiplantae; Streptophyta; Magnoliopsida; Poales; Poaceae.